Messenger RNA from Actinia tenebrosa (Australian red waratah sea anemone), 2362 nucleotides. Its product is annotated as delta(24)-sterol reductase. Gene Ontology annotation, biological process: steroid metabolic process. Lineage: Eukaryota; Metazoa; Cnidaria; Anthozoa; Actiniaria; Actiniidae. The record is from RefSeq and is a predicted model, not a curated record. Gene Ontology annotation, molecular function: FAD binding; Delta24(24-1) sterol reductase activity. Gene Ontology annotation, cellular component: cytoplasm; membrane.
CGCGCACGUUUCCAGGCAAGAUCGUUUCGUAAUAAAAUGGCCGUUCAAUAUUUCUCGAUUUUAGCGCUAAUCUCCGCGAUCGCCUUUCCUAUAGCCUACGUAUGGAUCAAAGGAGCAGAAUACAUCAUUAUACAACAACGUUGGAUAUUCGUUUGUUUAUUUUUGCUCCCUCUUUCUGUGGUUUACGAGGUAGUUAUGCACAUGAGAAACUGGUUGGCCUUCAAACUCUAUAGCAGCCCUCAACGACACCAACAGCGGGUCAAAAAAGUCCAAGAACAGGUCAAAAGAUGGAAGGAAGAAGGCCAGCAGAGGCCUAUGUGCACUGCUAGACCAGGUUGGAUGACAGUAAGCUUACGAGUCGGGAAGUACAAAGCCACACACGAGAGGAUAGAUAUCAAUUUAAUGGAUGUUCUUGAAGUUGAUACCAAAAGUAGGGUCGUAAGGGUGGAGCCUUUGGUGACGAUGGGCCAGUUGAGUUCCACUUUGCUUCCUCUUGGAUGGACGAUUUCUGUUUUACCAGAAUUAGAUGAUCUUACUGUAGAUCAAUGCCAUCGGAUAUUUCUGGAAGCCUUGGUUYUUCAAACAUGUGGAAAAGUAUUUAAAGGCGAAAGAAACAAAAGUGGAGUAUAUCCCUCUACGGCACUACUACCAUCGUCAUACGAGAAGUUUGUUCUGGGAGCUCCAGGACAUAAUACCAUUUGGUAACCAUGUUGUUUGGAGAUGUCUACUGGGAUGGACCAUGCCGCCAAAGAUAUCCCUUCUCAAGCUGACCCAAGGGGAGAUACUACGCCGACUGUAUGAGCAGCAUCAUGUGGUACAGGACAUGUUGGUUCCCAUAGAAACACUAGCGCAAGCACUGAGCUGUUUCCAUAAGGAGUUUGAACUCUAUCCCUUGUGGCUGUGCCCCAUGUAUCUUCCAAGCAUCCCUGGAAUGGUUCACCCCCAAGGAGCUAAAGGCCAGAUGUAUGUGGACAUUGGUGGUUAUGGAUCACCCAAGGUCAAGGACUUCAAUGCCACUAGGUGUUUGAGGAAUGUGGAAGCUUUUGUGAGAGAAGUUCAUGGGUUCCAGAUGUUGUAUGCCGAUUCAUACAUGACGAGAGAGGAGUUUCGUCAAAUGUUUGACCACACCCUCUACGACAAGCUGAGGAAAGAGUUGGACUGUCAUAAGGCGUUUCCUGAAGUGUAUGACAAAGUGUCCAGGAGUGCAAGGAUAUAGAAAGCGACUCGAUCUCUACAUUCAUCUCGAUAUUUCAAUUUUUUUUUGGUAUCUCUACUUUGUCAUAGUGCUUUGCACCUUGGGGGUAACCAAUCAAAAAACUGUCCCGAAUUGAAACGUUCUUCUAUUGAAUAUAUAAUAUACCUGCUUUGUUUUUUGGUUUUCUCCUGUGCUUCGAUGGUUUUCUGGGUUCCCCGGCUUUCCUCCCUCCGCAAAAAUCCAAUUGGAAUUACAGUGGAUGAAUAGCUACUCUGUAGGAAUGCCACUGCUAAAUCCCAUUUAUUGUUUUUAUUUUUUAUUAUUUACUAUUCCCAGUUAAUUUUGCGUGUACGGAACAAGAGGUUUGGUGUAGUUGCAGAAAAUGUAUUGGCUUAUGAAUUGUUUUUUAACAUUUACUUUAAACUUCUUCAAAGCUUCUUUUUUCCUGUYUUUUACUACUUCAUUUUAUAUUUGGAUAUCAAGCAAGGUAUUUUCAACAUUGUCUGAUCAGCCAUCAGCAAAAGAAGUGUGUUUUCCCCCAAAGCCGCAAAGUAUUAUUGGUAUGGGAAAGUAGAGAAUAGUCAAUGUGCACAAGCAGGAAUCUCUAGCACAAAGCGUGAUAGAAAACCAAUUACUAUACACAUCAGGACAUGGAGAAUUAUCAGAAAAAAGUUACUCUGUUAUUUUCGUCUGUUGAAAUACUUACAGUUUUACAGAAAAUGUUGAAGGAAAAAUUGUCAGAGGGAUUUUUAGAUGAGCGGAAAAAGCACAAGUACUCAGUUUACCAUCAUGCUUGGUUCUAGAGAUUAGUGCUCAUGCACAUUAGGGACUUUGAGACUUGCAAAAUCUACUAUGGCAAUGGCAACCGGAAGUGUAAAUAAUUCCUCUUUGGAGUCCUGUUCAUUGGAGAUUUCAUUCAAAACAUUGUCAGUAAAGUCAACUCAUCCACAGGGAAGACAGACUUUGAAGGCGCGAAUCCCCAAAGUGAAGUUAUUUACACUUCCGGUAGAAGUCGCUGUCAUAGAUUUUGCAAAUCUUAAAGUCCCUAUUGGCUAUUGGGCUACUUUUUAACUAACCACAGGCAUCCCAGAAUUCCUGGUUAACACUUUCAUUAAAUAAAGGCAAAUAAAGGCAACAUUGAUUCCAAUCAAUGGAUCACACCACAAA